AUGGUCCAUUGUCCGAAAACUGAAAAGGGUUUAGAAGAGAAGCAAUUGUUGGGUUCAUAUGUUGAAGAAGCACUGGGAGAUAAAUCUAUGGCGACUGGCUCCUUCACCUCACUUGUUAAUGGAGGGAUUAAGAAAUUUGAGUUGCAAGUUUCUACUGAAGACCAGAACUCGAAUUGCUUGAAAAAUUAUUCAUCUUCGACUAUUGAGGAUUCUCAUUUCAACGGGGAAAAUUCAGCUGGUGUGUUGUCUAAUGAUAAAACGUUGGCAGAUGAUGGUGAGGUUGCAAAAACUAAUGUUGAAUCUCCUUGCAAUGUUCAAGUUUUGGACUGGAAAUUUUCUCCGGUUAACGAUUAUAAUGAAGUUACCAAAAAUUACAACGAGGAAAUGAAGCAGUCUGAGAUUGAAGACAAUGAUACUGAAGUUGUGGAAAAAGUCGAAGACUUGAAUGUACAAUGCAUGCCAGUGACACCACCAGACUCCGGCAUGAUUUCUAAAAUGGAGACUGAUGAUAGCAGAGGCAUCGGAGUGGAUUGCCUUUCUCAAGGAACGAAUCUAGAUGGUGAAAAGUUGAAGAAUGGAGCCUUUCACAGAAACGGUGGUCACUCAAGUCCUAAGAACAAGUUGGUCCCAAACCAGCAGUUGCGUCCGAAGCUAUGUAAAAUCCCGGGUUCUUUCAGUUAUCGAAGGUUGCUUCCGUUUCUGAUAGACUUAACUAAUGAUAACUCCUGCGAGUCCUUUACUUCCUUGACUAUCUCCCACUUGCCGAACCCUUGUGCUUCUGGCAGAACUUGCUCUGUAGAGCAGUAUACCGGUGAUGGUAUUUGGGUGCCUGUGACUGAAGCAACUGCUAUAGGAUGUUCAUCUAACGAUAAACUGACACGAUCUCCACCUAAACAACUUGCUGGUUCCUUGCUGAUACCGGAUUCACAACAGGAACAUGCAUCGGUUAUUAAACAUGCUGCAUUGGACGCAAACCAAAAAGAAGAAGAAUCUAAGUCAGUGUCUUGUCGGCUAACCUUUGAAACCGAAGGGGAUACCACAAAGUCUAGUGCAAAAUUUGCAAAUCAUGUAAAGCUAAUCGAAGCUGAUUGCUCAGGAGAAGCAUCUCUUCCUAUAGGACUUCCUAUUGUCAGUCUCGAAAAGGGGAUCCUUAAAAGAAAUCCUCCUGGAUGCAGAGGUAUAUGUUCUUGUCUGAAUUGCACUUCUUUCCGGCUUCACGCGGAGAGAGCAUUCGAAUUCUCAAGAAACCAGAUGCAAGAUGCUGAAGAAGUGGCCUUGGAUUUGAUUAAAGAGUUAUCGUUCCUGCGGAAUGUCUUGGAGAAAUCCGCUUCUGGUUCUAAUGAUCACCCCAGUAUAUCCAUCAAUGAGGUUACAGAUGCUUGCAAGAAAGCCUCUGAAGCCGAAGAACGUGCCAAAGCUCGUCUCGGCGAAAUGAACUACGAUCUAAACAUUCAUUGCAGAAUCCCAUGUGGGCUGCGACCGAGCGUGAGAUUCGCCAAUUAUGUCGAAGAACAAAUCAUUCUGAUAGCCGAUUCAUCAAAUAAAUAGUUUUACA
Messenger RNA from Hibiscus syriacus, 1555 nucleotides. RefSeq lists its product as uncharacterized. The coding region runs from base 1 to 1548 and encodes 515 amino acids. The record is from RefSeq and is a predicted model, not a curated record. Lineage: Eukaryota; Viridiplantae; Streptophyta; Magnoliopsida; Malvales; Malvaceae. The transcript is spliced from 6 exons.